Messenger RNA from Sceloporus undulatus (fence lizard), 2826 nucleotides. RefSeq names its product leucine rich repeat containing 40 (gene LRRC40). Gene Ontology annotation, molecular function: protein binding. NCBI's taxonomy places the organism in Eukaryota, Metazoa, Chordata, Lepidosauria, Squamata, Phrynosomatidae. The coding region runs from base 192 to 2036 and encodes 614 amino acids. The record is from RefSeq and is a predicted model, not a curated record. The transcript has 15 exons.
GCCUUCUCUGCCUGGGCCCUUUCCUUCCUUCCCAGAGGCUUGUUCCGGGUCAGACAACAAGGCCUCCUUCCCUGCUCCAUCUUGAGGGCUCUUCUUCCCGGGCCUAGUUGUGCUUCCUCCUCCUCCUCCUCCUCCUCCUGGGCGCCAUUUCCUUCCCCGCCUCCGUCUGGGGCUGGAGGCACAGGGCCGCCAUGAAGAUGUCGGGCUCCCGGAGGCGCGGGGCGGCCCCUUCUUCUUCUCCUCCUGCCUCGUCCUUGUCGGGCUUCAGGGCGGGCGAGGCGGGCCCCUCCUCCUCCUCGGUGCCUCAGGGCCUGAUCCGGGCGGCGCGAAAGAGCGGCCAUUUGAACCUCUCUGGGCGGGAGCUCAGCCAAGUGCCUCUACAUGUAUGGCGGAUAAACUUGGAUACUCCUGAAGAGGCACAGCAGAAUCUUUCGUUCGGUGGUGGUGAUCGGUGGUGGGAGCAAACUGAUCUUACCAAACUAAUUUUAUCUUCCAACAAACUGAAGUGUCUUUCGGAUGAUAUCAGACUCUUACCUGCACUUACUGUGCUGGACGUGCAUGAUAAUCAACUGACAUGUCUUCCUUCUGCUAUAGGAUCACUGGAAAACCUUCAGAAACUUAAUGUGAGUCAUAAUAAACUGAAAGAUUUACCGAAGGAGCUUAUCCAGCUAAAGCAUUUAAGGAGUCUACUUCUGCAACACAAUGAAUUAAAUCAUUUACCUGAUGAAUUUGGGAAGUUAAUCAAUUUGGAAGAGUUGGAUAUUUCCAACAACCAUGUGUCUAAUAUCCCUACGAGUUUUGCAUUUCUCACAAACUUGGUGAGACUUAAUUUGGCUCACAAUGAGUUGAAGAUGCUACCAGCAGAGAUCAGUGCAAUGAAAAGUUUAAGACUGCUUGAUUGCACAAAGAACUACCUAGAAACUAUACCUCCUGAAUUGGCCAACAUGGCAUCAUUGGAACAGCUUUAUCUAAGAAGAAAUAAAUUACGAUACCUGCCAGACCUUCCUUCUUGUACAGUUUUAAAAGAGUUGCAUGUUGGUGAAAAUCAAAUUGAAGUUUUGAAAGCUGAACACCUGAAACAUUUGAAUUCCUUGUGUGUAUUGGACCUUAGAGAUAAUAAUCUGAAAUCAUUGCCAGAUGAAAUUGUUCUGCUAGAGGGCAUAGAGCGACUAGAUCUAUCCAACAACGAUAUUAGUAGCCUUCCUUGUAAACUAGGAAACCUUUCACAGUUGAAAUUCCUAGCUUUGGAAGGAAAUCCUUUAAGAACAAUCCGAAGAGAUAUUCUACAAAAGGGAACACAAGAAAUCUUGAAGUACCUAAGAAAUAAAAUACAAGAUGAAGAUGAAAUUAGACCAAACGGAGUAUUGCCUGUGACAGCAAUGACCCUGCCCAGUCAGUUGGCAAUUAACCUGCAUGCUAUAACUGCAUUGAAAACAUUGGAUUAUAGUGAGAAGCAGGCACCUGUAAUUCCAGAUGAAGUACUAAAUGCAGUUGAGAACAAUCCAGUCACUACUGUAAACUUCAGCAAGAAUCACCUGACUGAAAUUCCAGAAAGAAUUGUGGAAUUAAAAGAAACUGUCUGUGAUAUUAAUUUUAGCCACAAUAAGCUCACUUCCAUUUCCCUAGACCUCUGCAUGCUUUACAGACUGACUCAUUUGGAUAUCAGAAAUAACUGUUUGAUAUCUCUGCCUGAUGAAAUGGAAGCACUGGGAAAACUACAAAUAAUAAAUCUGGCCUUUAAUAGAUUUAAAGUACUUCCAGAUGUUCUUUACCGCAUCCCAACCCUUGAAGCAAUCCUCCUUGGCAAUAAUCAAGUUGGCUCCCUGGAUCCUCUGCAAUUAAAGAAGUUGGACAGGCUUAGUACUCUAGAUCUUCAAAACAAUGAUCUCUUGCAUGUACCACCAGAACUUGGGAACUGCAUCAAUCUCAGGACACUUUUGCUGGGAGGCAAUCCUUUUCGGACUCCUCGAGCAACUAUUCUUGCCAAGGGGACAGAUGCUGUGCUUGAAUACUUAAGAAGCAGGAUUCCUACCUGAUCUGUUGUUAAGUUUGAAUCAAAAUGUGUGUAAGGUUUUCCACCUGAAGAUUGAAGUCCUUGUGCCUGAGAACUGUUUAUUUGAAUUAGUGUAUGCACAAAGGAUGCAUGAUGGAGUUAUUGUUAAAAGCUAGAUCAAGAAGUAUGUUUUCCUUACAUGUCUUUGUAUAUACACUUGCAUAACACAUGUGGAUAACUGGUGCAUGCAUCUGUUGAAGUGGGACAUACUUAGUGGGCUGGCUUGAGAUUUAAGCCUCCCCUCCCCUCCCUUUCAUUUCAUUUGAUCUAAGUUUAAAGGACACCAGAAAAGGGAUUGCUGAAAAAACCCCUGCAAAAUAAUAAUAAUGAUGAAUGUAUUGAUCUUCAUAAUAUGAAACUUUUGUGUUAUGGAACAGUUAGUAAAAAAUUAUAUUGAAAGUUUCAUUUCCAUUGUUGCAUUAGUAUAUAUCCACAUACAUUUGAAAAAUCAAAUUCAGUUAUACACAACAGGAUAUCAGUUCCAGAAGUUCCAUCAGAUGACUAGGUAUGCCUUAUAUAGAGUUCACACAUAAAUGCCAAAAACGUUUUGGGUGCUGUAAAAAAUAUUACCAGUUUUGAAAACAAAAAACAGAUUACAUAAGGAUGCCCUAGUAACAAGAAAUUACCAGUUAUCCAUAACCUUUCUGAUAUACUUAGAAUUUUUAGGCUGUUACAGACAAUAUCACAAAAUUUCUGCAUCACAAAAUACCCAUUUCAGAAACUGCUGAGGUUAAAAGAUAAGUAACCCACUUAAUAAAUAAUGCCUGAAAAUA